Messenger RNA from Ornithodoros turicata, 965 nucleotides. RefSeq lists its product as uncharacterized. The transcript is spliced from 4 exons. The coding region runs from base 234 to 911 and encodes 225 amino acids. Lineage: Eukaryota; Metazoa; Arthropoda; Arachnida; Ixodida; Argasidae. The record is from RefSeq and is a predicted model, not a curated record.
CGAAGUAUCUCGCAGUGCUUAUAUCGCACGUAGGCUGUUCUUGUGCCUGUGGCGCAUGGACGCCUGUUUCAUGAUGGCCUCCAUCGCAAAUGUCCCCGGAAAUAUUCCAACCGAUGCGGACCUACCAAAGCUACCGCAUAAGCGACCUACAGACGAUGACGACAUAUCAAUUGAAGACUUGAAGCAACAGUUCCUUGACUCAUCGGAAACAGUGGGUUACGAGCACAUUCAGGAUGAUUCCACGGAGGCGCACGAUGGGGACGAGACCCCAUUCACCAUGGAGCGGUUCCGAGGCUCAGUACAAGGAAAAAACUGCGUUGCUUCAAGAAGUCUCCGACUUAGAAAUUGAAUGUGGCGGUCCCAGAACCCGUAUAGCUAGCAGCACACGGAAGCCGAUGGUCCAGCCGAAGCCCAAAGAUACUUCUACUCCGAUAAGAGUUGCUGUUGUCGCAGACACGUCGGAGCAGGAUUCCACUUUGCUGUGUCAGGUGUACGAAGAAGGUUUGGAUGCGUCACCGCAGCCGUCUUAUGCCUACUCGGACCACGAGGAGGCGCCUAUCACGGGCGACGUGGAAGUUGUCCUUACACCAGACGCCUCGCAAUGGUCACCGAGACAAGAUAACGGUAAACGGAAGGCCGACAACGCAAAUGCAGACGACAAAGAAGCGGCGAAGAAACGCCCCUCCGAUAACUUCAUUCGUGAGAAGGAACUGGAACUUGAAGAGCGGAGGUUGAGGUUAGAAGAAGAGAGGCUAGCGCUGGAAAAGACAAAGUUCGAAGCAGACCGCGAAUACGAGAUGCGGAAGCUGCAGAUGGAAGAAGAGGACCGGAAAUCGCGACGUGAAUCGGAGCGACUUCAAGCGGAACUCAUGAGGAAGAUGUUCGAUCAGUUGGUGAAGAAGUUGGCGUGAUAUGUCUGCGAAAGUGUGUAUUUGUGGAAUAAAGUGUGAGUGGUGACGAAGGUA